AUGACAUCUCUCAAUGUUAAUGUGUUUGACGAUAGAGGUUCAAACAGUUCUCAAAGUAAUUCGAGGGUGCUGCUCUCUCCACCUCAGGGAGCCAACAAUUACUUACUAAUUCCAACCAGUAACUAUGCAGGAUCAUCAGUAUGUUCCUCUGACAGACAUUCCAAAACUGACAUUUCAGGUUCUGAAGUUAAUGCGGUAACAAAACUGAAGAACUCGACUUUGGAGUUUGUACUCUUCAUACAAGACAACCAAGUGAAGGAGGGAAUCUAUGGUUAUGUGAUAACCUUGUUGAUUCACUUGUACAUGUUUUGGAUUGGAAUUUUUCUACCAAAUCUUGGACCAGAAAUGAUGUACGGAGAUUGGGGAACAUGGAUUUUCUCAGUACUCAACUAUGCUAUUACUCUCUCAUUUGAAAGGAUCCCUUAUAAGGGAGGUAUUGUAUUGGCUUUUAUUGGAGUAGGUAUUGUAUUGGUAUUUGUAAUUCUAUUGAUCUGGACAAUCUUUGCCUACAAGACAACCUCCCAACAUUUAAAGAACUCGAGAAGAGCUAUUGCCAUCUUUUCCAAAGUAUUUCCAUUCAUAUCAGUACCUCUCUUGUACUUGAUGACAUUCUCUCUUGAUUGUAAUUAUACAGUAAGCUCAUCAAAUCUGAAUAGAUUUGAAUUCUAUUCCCAUGAGGUGAUCCAAUGCCACGAUACUAGCAAUAUUAUAUUUGUGGUGGUAAUGAUCUUGGCCAUCCUGUUAUUGAUUAUACUCAAUGUAUUCUCCAUGCUCAUUGUACCAAACUGCCAUCCUCAAAAUAUAGCUCCAUUUGUGACCGAUAAUCCAGUUUUCAUGAGCUUGUUAGUUGCCUUCAAUCUGUGGCAACUCUUUUUACACUUUAUCAUUCCAACACAAUACUCUUUUAUGAGAGCUAUUGUUCAUAGUGUUGGAUCUAUUAUUUUAAUUAUAAUUUUUGCCAAGCUGAUUCCAUUCAUUAGAAGAAUUGAGAAUAGUAUUGUAUUUGGUUGCCUGUUGGCUAGAUUAGCUUCGAGUAUUGGAGCUAUUGUAACUUCUAUUGUAAAUAACCCAUCCCUAUCAAAGAUACUGCCAUCGGUGGAUAAUACACUUGGUGUUGGACUUGCAGGUCUAACUAUUGGUUUGAUUAUUAUUGGUUUUGUGCUUGGUUUCUCCCUUAUGGAAUUGUAUACGAGAUUUAUUGUGAGAUCUAUUAGAAACUUUGUUCUGGAAUGUAUUCAAUCAGAUAAUGAUGAAACAAAUCUAGAUUCCAAAGAAACUGAAAAAUACAUUGAGAAAGAAGCACAAAUUAUUUAUCAACAGUUGGUUGAGUCAAGAAAAUUAAGGCACCUUAGAAUAUUCUUUAAAUUUUCUAUGAAAUUCAAAGAAAAAUAUCCAACGGAAAAAUCAGAAACGCCCACACAGCACAAUCUACUCGAUAUUUAUAUUUGUAUUGCUCUGAUUAAGGGGUUCUCUUCCAAUAACCAAUUAGAUAAUGAGAUUAUCCUUCUCUCUAGUAUGAUUAUUGCAAAUUAUUUGCCAAACGAGGUCAAUUCUACAACAUUUGCUCAAGGACUUUUGAAGAAAGCUUUUAAAAGAAGACCAUCCACUUACUAUAAUUUAUUAAUUAGUCUAGCUCAAAAACAAGUAGAAGCAACGGUCUAUCAAACCAAUCCAGAGAGCAGAAACAAUGUUGAAAUGGCCAAGCUUAUUGGUCACUUAGAAAGAAGACAGGAUGAAUUACGAGCACUUCACAGAGCUUUCUGGAAGGAAAUCAUGCAAGAAAAUAUCAAUCAUGAAAAAUGUGAAUCUAUUAUUGUAAGGAUUGGGAUAUUGUCUCAUGAAUGUGAAACUAAAUUCAAGAAUUUAAUGCACAUUUACAAAAACGACAAGACAGUUCUUCGAUGUGUUGCUAAAUAUGUAGAAUCUUUUAAAUUCAAUAAGGAAGCUGCUCAGGAAUUAUAUUCUGAAGCAACAACAAUUGAAGAAGAGGAUUCCAAACGAAUGAAUGCCUCCUCUAAAAGAAGAAUUAAAAAGAACCAAAAGAACAGAGUGCAUCCUCAACAAAUCAGUCACGCUUUUGAGACGUUAUCUUAUGGUGAUGCUAAUCAUCAUGAGGUAGAGUCCACUGUUGUAGGAGAUUUGAAUAACGAUUUUGGUGGUGUUGAGAAUAAUCCAGAAUUGAAGAAGGAGCUUCUGUUCAGGAAUGCAUUGGCCAUCUCACAUAAGAAUCAUUCACAUCUCACAAUGUUUUUCAUUUUCAUUGUGCUAUCCUUGCUAAUUUUGGUUUCAACAUUAGUAAUGAGCUUGAUGUUUUCGAAUUAUGUUACUGAGAGCGUACUUGUUGUGGAUACUGCCUGUACACCGAUUGCAUCUGCUAUUCGAAUUGUUAGUGGAACAAGAAGUUAUCAGAGCUCUCUAUUGUUGUACAGUUCCAAUUCAUCAGCUUGGCCUUCAUUAUUGGCAGAAUAUGGCUACUCGAGCCUUUCUGAAUUCAAGAAAGCUCACAAGAAAGAGCUAAGGGAUAAUAUUGAUUACUUAAUUCUAUUGAAAGAGCUAGCACAAACAGCCAAGUUUACCACUGAUAUGUACUCUGAAUUUCAUGAAUACUACUAUAGCUUUAAUCAACCAAAGGCAAAUACUAAUGGUUUGGAAAAGAUUUACAACUCUACCACAGCUAUCAAUAUUACCAUUGCAGAUAUUACUAAUUUGGCUAUAACCUAUUCAGAGCAGAUUUACAAAUUUGAAGAUGAGGAUUAUCUACAUACUUUCAGCAGUUAUCCUUUCAUGAUACUAUUCAACAAUAGGAAUAUUAUGACAGCAGCUUAUUCUUCAUUCUGUUACAAAUUUGUUGAGGAAUCCAAGAGCUAUACCAAGACGAUUUCCAAUACUUUUAUUAUUUACUACUCUUGCUCAAUUGUUGUUUAUUUUACUUACACUGCUAUUUAUUUGUGCUUUGCAAGAUUGGAUUUGUCUUUUUUGAAAAAGCUUAUUGUUUUAUUGGAAAAGAAUGUGUCAAAGCAUGAAGCAGGAAAAAUGUAUCACAAUUUGGGCAAGCUAGUCCAAGAUGACAGCUCUGUAAGACCGGCCAAGAACUCUGCUUUAUACCCUAGGAAUGUUGUGGUAGGAUUGGGAAUUGUGACAGCAAUCUGUGUUGCACUCUGUGCUGGUUUGUUCCUAGCUCAAACUCUCAGCAAUUCUCAAUACAGCUUUGAGUCCUAUGUCACCAUGAGGGAUGCUUUCAAUGCAUUAGAAAACUCCCAAUAUAUUGCAGAAGCGAUAACUGAGGAAUUCAUUAAUUUAAAAAUUGCUGACAAAACAUUUAUUAAUGGAUUGGUUUCAUCUAAUACUGAGCGUUCUGAAUCUAUUCAAGCAUCAAUUAAGAAAUUAAGAUUCUAUUGGAAUAUGUGCAUGUAUGGGUCUAAUUAUUACCCAGAUGAGACUCUUGUGAUUGGUCUUUUCGAAAAGACUGAUUUGAUGAUAAAGGGAGAAGCUAAUUGUACAUUUGAAAAGAUGAUUUCACAUAAUUGCAGCAUUGGUGUUGAUAAAUUGAUCACAACUUACACGACUAAAGCCACACAACUCACAGAAGAUAUUGAUCUCAAAUCAACAACAUUUGAAUCAUUAUUUGAUGACUAUUUGGUAGUUAGUUUUUUCUCUACCUAUGUAAGCAAUUCAUUACUGUCAUUUUCAGAUGUAUUUGCUAUGGCUGCCUCUGUUCCAUCAGACAAGUUGGUGAUUCCAUUUGCCAUUCUUGGAUUUUUGACUUUGUUUAUAUUCUCGAUUGGUAUUUACAUGUCAAUGGGAAAGUAUUUCAAUUCAGUCCAACAACUGCGUCUUCUUUUCAAUUAUCUACCUCUAGACUUGAUGGACUCAAACGAAAAUAUUAAGAAUUAUAUUGUACAUCAUCAUCUUCCUGACUCAUUCUCAAACAUUUUUAGAAGAAAGAAAGGUUCUUCAUCAGAGGGCGACUCAAAAGUUCGAAGCAUUUUGAACGCAUCUGUAGAUGGAGCAGUGAUGUGCAGUGGAGAGAAGGUUGAUAUUGAAAUAUUCAAUCCAGCAGCUCAAAAGAUAUUUGGAUAUAAUCAAACAGAAACGAUUGGCAGAUCAUUGUAUCAAUUAUUUGAAAAGAAUGAGCAAUCGAAAAUUAAAAACCUCAUUGAUGAAAUGUUAGUGAAUGCAGCAAGAGGUGAUUCGAAAGGAGAUUCUAUUGAAUUGGAAUGUAUCAGAAAGAAUCAAACAAGCUUCCCAUCACGUGUCAAUAUUUUUGCCACUCUUCACAAUUCUCAAAGUGUUGUCACUUGUUUCAUUAAGGAUAUUACAACAGAGAAGAAGCAUAAUUCAUUAUUGACAGAAGAAAAGAAACAUUCUGAAGAAUUAUUAUUGAAUAUUUUACCAAGUGCAGUGGCAAGUAAAUUGAAAUCAGGAGAAACUUAUAUUGCAGAGAAAUUCAAUGAUGUUUCAUGUUUUUUUAGUGACAUGGUUGGAUUUACAAAAUUAAGUACUGGAAUUCAAGCAUCUGAAUUGGUUCAAAUGUUGAAUGAAAUUGUAAUUGGAUUUGAUGAUUUGACAGACAAAUAUAAUUUGGAAAAGAUUAAAACGAUUGGAGAUUCAUAUUUUUGUGUGGGUGGAUUACAUGGAUUAAAUGCACAAUCAGAUCAUCCUGAAAGAAUUUUGAGAUUUUCCAUUGAUACAUUUGAUGUUUUACAAAGAUUUAAUUCAAAAUCAGGAAAACAACCAUCUGAACAAAUUAAUAUUCGUGUUGGUAUUAAUACUGGAAGUGUUAUUGCAGGUGUUAUUGGGAGGAAGAAAUUUGCCUAUGUAUGUUUUUAA
Naegleria gruberi is the source of this 4830-nucleotide messenger RNA. RefSeq lists its product as uncharacterized. Gene Ontology annotation, biological process: intracellular signal transduction; cyclic nucleotide biosynthetic process. The transcript has a single exon. The coding region runs from base 1 to 4830 and encodes 1609 amino acids. NCBI's taxonomy places the organism in Eukaryota, Heterolobosea, Eutetramitea, Acrasida, Naegleriidae. The record is from RefSeq and is a predicted model, not a curated record.